This is a messenger RNA of Coregonus sp. 'balchen', 4953 nucleotides long. NCBI's taxonomy places the organism in Eukaryota, Metazoa, Chordata, Actinopteri, Salmoniformes, Salmonidae. The record is from the annotation of a GenBank genome assembly.
AUGCCUACCGACUACAGUGGCACAUGGGACAUGACUAGUAAUGAAAACUUUGAAGGUUACAUGGUUGCUCUUGGUAAGUUCUCUUUUCACUUGUUAAUUGCAGCACACAUUUUCUUAUGUUUUUAGGAAAGUGACUUUGAUUACAAUAAUAUUUACUAUUUAUUGAUUAAUUAAUUAGGGUGAGUAUUGGUAAAGUGUGACACUUUAUUAAAAUUCGUUUUCCGGAACACCUUACAGAAUCAUCCCAUUGUCCUAACCCCCAACAUGAUACCAUUCUAAACAGUUUAAGAACCCUACUACACUAUACCAACAAAAAAAUAUUAAACACAGGACUCUUCUUCAAACACAAAUUGUGCUGAGACCACAUUUUUUAAGUCAAUACUGGCAAACUGGUACACCUUGAUUGGCAAUGUGGGACACUUCAUUCUUUAUUGUAAAGAAGAAUAAAUUAGAAUAUAUUAGUAUUUUCAAUAUUUUAAUGAUAAACUUAAAUUAUUCAUACAAAUUAAAUGUAUUAAAACAUGCUUUAUGUAUUUUUGUGGAACAUUAAGAAUGAUCAUUUAUCAUUAUUAUUAUUAUCAUAAUCAUACUUGAUUAUAAUUAUAUGACGUAGCCUAUAUGUCAUUGUAUAGCAUAUAAAUAAAAUGAACUUCAUCUAGGCCUAUCAGCUCAACAUUCUCAACACUACAAUCUAAUGGACAUUUUGUAGAAUGAAACCAGAAAGGCCUUACCCCUCAACAAUUUCAAUGACCGUUUUAUUGUCACCAGAGUCAAAUACAGCAAAAUACUAUUUUCUUGUCAUCAUAUACCUGUAUGGUUAAGAAUAUAGCUAGCUAGGAUUUUUUAUGUUGGUGAGGUAAUAUCUUUCUAAGUAAAAUGCAGCUAUGCUAGCUUUUUCUAGCAAGCUAGCUGAUAGCAGAUUUGAGGAAAAUUAAAUUUAGAAAAUGUAUUUCUGUUAAGAAAACAUGUAUUUCAUAAUCCCCUGAAAUAUUUUUUCUGCAUUAAAAUGGCCUAGUGUCCCAGUUUGACAGUAACAGGGUGUCCCAGUUUGACAGUAGGCGAUUGGCAUACUGGGACAAAGGUCAAAAUGUCAAUAUUCUAAAAACGUGAGAGUAUUAAUAAAACCGUUUUUUUACAACCUUGACAUUAUUUACCUCAGAACCCUAUGCCAUUUUACUUACCAUUAUGCCUCUAGAGACCCAUGUCAUUACACGGGAUGCCACGCCCACAAUGAUUAUGAUCACAUACUUCCUCACUAACACACAGGCACAAUGUUAUUGAACACAUUUAUAGAUAUCCAUUACAAAGCUUAAGUGUCCCACUUUGCCAGGUGUCCCACUGAACCAAUACUCACCCUACCUGUUGGUAAUUCAUUAAUACUGACAGUAGGUAGGGUAGUGUACCGUUCCAUUCAACUGAAAUUGAUUAUCUUUGAUUCAUUCACUUUUAUUCAUUUAUUAGAUAGGCCUAUAUUUUCAAAUCCAUAAUAUUUCAUAAUUCUCAUUUCUCUUAUCUGUCAAUAAUUCAAAACACAUUUUUAUGUUGCCGAUAAUAACAUGUACAGUUGAAGUCUGAAGUUUACAUACACUUAGGUUGGAGUCAUUAAAACUUGUUUUUCAACCACUCCACAAAUUUCUUGUUAACAAACUAUAGUUUUGGCAAGUCGGUUAAGACAUCUACUUUGUGCAUGACACAAGUCAUUUUUCCAACAAUUGUUUACAGACAGAUUAUUUCACUUAUAAUUCACUGUAUCACAAUUCCAGUGGGUCAGAAGUGUACAUACACUAAGUUGACUGUGCCUUUAAACAGCUUGGAAAAUUCCAGAAAAUGAUGUCAUGGCUUUAGAAGCUUCUGAUAGGCUAAUUGACAUAAUUUGAGUCAAUUGGAGGUGUACCUGUGGAUGUAUUUCAAGGCCUACCUUCAAACUCAGUGCCUCUUUGCUUGACAUCAUGGGAAAAUAAAAAAAGAAAUCAGCCAAGACCUCAGAAAAAAAAUAGUAGACGACCACAAGUCUGGUUCAUCCUUGGAAGCAAUUUCCAAACGCCUGAAGGUACCACGUUCAUCUGUACAAACAAUAGUACGCAAGUAUAAACACCAUGGGACCAUGCAGCUGUCAUACCGCCCAGGAAGGAGACGCGUUCUGUCUCCUAGAGAUGAACGUACUUUGGUGCGAAAAGUGCAAAUCAAUCCCAGAACAACAGCAAAGGACCUUGUGAAGAUGCUGGAGGAAACAGGUACAAAAGUAUAUAUAUCCACAAUAAAACGAGUCCUAUAUCAACAUAACCUGAAAGGCCGCUCAGCAAGGAAGAAGCCACUGCUCCAAAACCGCCAUAAAAAAGCCAGACUACGGUUUGCAACUGCACAUGGCGACAAAGAUCGUACUUUUUGGAGAAAUGUCCUCUGGUCUGAUGAAACAAAAAUAGAACUGUUUGGCCAUAAUGACCAUUGUUAUGUUUGGAGGAAAAAGGGGGUCGCUUGCAAGCCGAAGAACAUCAUCCCAAUCGUGAAGCAUGGGGGUGGCAGCAUCAUGCUGUGGGGGUGCUUUGCUGCAGGAGGGACUGGUGCACUUCACAAAAUAGAUGGCAUCAUGAGGAAGGAAAAUUAUGUGGAUAUAUUGAAGCAACAUCUCAAGACAUCAGUCAGGAAGUUAAAGCUUGGUCGCAAAUGGGUCUUCCAAAUGAACAAUGACCCCAAGCAUACUUUCAAAGUUGUGGCAAAAUGGCUUAAGGACAACAAGUCAAGGUAUUGGAGUGGCCAUCACAAAGCCCUGACCUCAAUCCUAUAGAAAAUGUGUGGACAGAACUGAAAAAGCGUGUGCAAGCAAGGAGGCCUACAAACCUGACUCAGUUACACCAGCUCUGUCAGGAGGAAUGGGCCUACAUUUACCCAACUUAUUGUGGGAAGCUUGUGGAAGGCUACUCAAAACGUUUGGCCCAAGUUAAACAAUUUAAAGGCAAUGCUACCAAAUACUAAUUGAGUGUAUGUAAACUUCUGACCCACUGGGAAUGUGAUGAAAGAAAUAAAAGCUGAAAGAAAUAAUUCUCUCUACUAUUAUUCUGACAUUUCACAUUCUUAAAAUAAAGUGGUGAUCCUAACUGACCUAAGACAGGGAAUUUUUACUAGGAUUAAAUGUCAGGAAUUGUGAAAAACUGAGUUUAAAUGUAUUUGGCUAAGGUGUAUGUAAAUCUCAACUGUAUGUGAUUGUUAUUGUCUGAACUCUGCAUUUUUUGGGGGGGCAAUCAUUCAUUUUUCUUUAGUAUGUGGCACAUAUGGGGACACCUGCAGGGUUAGGGUUACUUUCUAAAUGUAAUCCGUUACAGUUACUAGUUACCUGUCUAAAAGUGUAAUCAGUAACAUCACUUUUGGAUUAGCCUACCCCAAAAUCUGUAACAUAAUCAGAUUACUUUCAGUUACUUUUGGAUUACAUUCCCCUUAAGAGACUAAAAAGAUCCAUCAAACGCAUUUCGUGUCCUCAUAGUGGUUUGUGACUUGUGGUCAGACUUGCUCAGGUGGAACAAACGUAAACUUUUUUAAUGCUAAAUUAUAAUAUAUAACAUAAUAUACACUGUGUACAUUAUUUAGCAUUUAGCAGUUCACCCUCUGAAUGGCACACAUACUGUACACAAUCCAUGUCUCAAGGCUUUAAAAUUAUUCUUUAACCUGUCUCCCCCCCUUCAUCUCUACACUGAUUGAAGUGGAUUUAACAAGUGACAUCAAUAAGGGAUCAUAGCUUUCACCUGGUCAGUUUGUCAUGGAACGAGCAGGUGUUCUUAAUGUUUUCUACACUCAGUGUAUAAAUAACAGAAAGGUGUAAUAAUUUAUUUCUUCACAAACAUCCUUUCUGAAUAUAAAUGUAAUCCAAGAAGUAAUGUAUUUUUUCAAAAGUAUCUGUAAUCUAAUUAUAAUAUUUUUGCUUGUAAUGUAACUGAUUGAAUUGAUUUUUGUUUGUUACAAAUCAGAUUACAUGUAACUGAUUAGGCUACAUGUAAUCAAUUACUCCCCAACACCUGUGCCAGAGUUACUUCAUAUUGUCAACUUCUAUCUACUUUCUUUUGCUCAACAUGCUCCCCAGUAGAAUUAUAACUCCAUAUAAUAUGAAUAUUAACUUAUUUCGAAAUACAUUCUGAAGAAUUCACAUUUGUAAAAAGCCUUGUCUUUGGAGUUAUGAUUCAUACCCUAGCUCACCAGUUUCCUACUGAGAAUGGAUUGGAAAUGUUCAGUCUCUUAGGAUAUAUUUGUAACAGAUGCAGGAUUUCUUUCCUUACAGGCAUUGAUUUUGCAACACGCAAGAUUGCAAACAUGUUGAAACCUCAGAAAGUGAUUGAGCAAGACGGGGAUUCUUUCACCAUCAAAACAUUCACUACCUUCAAAAACUACACAGUCUCAUUCAAGAUUGGGGAAGAGUUUGAGGAGGUGACCAAAGCCAUGGAUAACAGAAAAGUCCAGGUAGAAACUUGCAAUUUACUGUUCCUAUGGGCGACGGCACUUUAUCAUUUAUGUCAUAUAAUUAUCAUGAUGAAUAGAACCCUUUGUUAUUUUGCUCCUUGUUGCUUAUUGAACUGUGGGCAUUAAUAUGGCAACAUUGAACACAAUAUGUAACAGAGCCUAAGCCUAUUUCAAGCAAGCUGGAGCUAUCCCAGGUGUUUUAAAAUUAUGGUCCACACAACACAUUAUGAUAAGUGCUCUUGUUUAUUACAGACAGUGGUCAACUGGGACAAUGAUAAACUGGUGUGUGUUCAGAAGGGAGAGAAGAAGAACAGAGGGUGGAAACACUGGAUAGAAGGAGAUGAGCUCCAUCUGGUAUGUAGCAUGUACUCAUAUCUACCUUUUAACUACAUUGAUGGCAUUGGCAAAGCAUUAGUAGGCCUAACUGUUAUGCAUUUUCCCUCUCUCUUAUAGGAAAUCACCUGUGGGGAUAAAGUCUGCAAGCAGAUUUAUAAAAAGAGUGCUUGA